Messenger RNA from Oryza sativa Japonica Group (Japanese rice), 1351 nucleotides. RefSeq names its product peroxidase 5. Gene Ontology annotation, molecular function: heme binding; peroxidase activity. Gene Ontology annotation, cellular component: plant-type cell wall; plasmodesma. Lineage: Eukaryota; Viridiplantae; Streptophyta; Magnoliopsida; Poales; Poaceae. Gene Ontology annotation, biological process: response to oxidative stress; hydrogen peroxide catabolic process. The record is from RefSeq and is a predicted model, not a curated record.
AGCUCCUGCUUUGCUGCACCACUACACUACUACACGCUGCAUAUAUAUCGAUCAACACCGACGCAUCGGUCACUGCGAUCAGAGCAAGUGACAGUGAAGAUGUGCAGCGCAGCACGCGGUGUUCGUCGUCACGGCUCGCCGGUGAUCAUAGCGUGGGCGAUCGUGUUCUUCUCCGUUUUUGCGUCGUCGGAGGCGCAGCUGCAGGUCGGAUACUACAACUAUACUUGCCCCAGGGCGGAGGACCUCGUCCGCAACGUCGUCCGCGCCGCCAUCCUCCGCGACCCCGGCAAUGGCCCCGGUCUCGUCCGCCUCUUCUUCCACGACUGCUUCGUCAGGGGGUGUGACGCGUCCGUGCUGCUGGACGCCGUCCCGGGCAGCAACGCGAGGGUGGAGAAGAUGUCGCAGGCGAACAACCCCAGCCUCCGGGGCUUCGCCGUCAUCGACCGCGCGAAGCGCGUCCUGGAGCGGCGUUGCCGGGGCACCGUCUCCUGCGCCGACAUCGUCGCGUUCGCGGCGCGCGACGCCUGCGGCAUCAUGGGCGGGAUCGACUUCGCCGUGCCGUCGGGGAGGCGCGACGGCGCCGUCUCCGCCGAGUCCGACGUGCUCAACAACCUCCCGCCGCCGUUCUUCAACGCCACCCAGCUCGUCGCCGGCUUCGCCGCCAAGAACCUCACCGCCGACGACAUGGUGGUGCUCUCCGGCGCGCACUCCUUCGGCCGCUCCCACUGCUCCGCCUUCUCCUUCCGCCUCUACCCGCAGGUCGCGCCCGACAUGGACGCCGCCUACGCCGCGCAGCUCAGGGCGCGGUGCCCGCCGCCGGCGGCGCCGCCAGCGACGGGGAGGCGGGACAGGGUGGUGGACCUUGACCCGGUGACGAAGCUGGUGCUCGACAACCAGUACUACAAGAACAUCCAGAGAGGGGAGGUACUGUUCACGUCGGACGCCACGCUCGUCAGCCAGAGCGACACGGCGGCGCUCGUCGACCUGUACGCGCGGAACCGGAAGCUGUGGGCGUCGCGGUUCGCCGCCGCCAUGGUCAAGAUGGGCAACCUCGACGUACUCACGGGAAGCCAAGGGGAGAUCAGGAAAUUUUGCAAUAGAGUAAAUUAGCAGCUAGUACUGUAGUUCUUCUCCACGGAUCGAUGAAGCUACCCGCUUCGAUGCUGCGGCUGUGAAAUGGAUUUUUACUGCUAGUAGUUGUUUGCUAAUUAACUUAUUGAAGCCUCGUGUGUUCUUUUAUUAUGUCAUUAAACAAUAUUCAUUGUACGGCUUUCUAAUGAUCAUAAGUCAUAACAUCCAUUGUAUAAUUUAUUACUACCUUGAUUUUAUAUUACAAGAUAAUUUAACUUUU